Messenger RNA from Scomber scombrus (Atlantic mackerel), 2102 nucleotides. RefSeq names its product adenosine receptor A1-like. The coding region runs from base 110 to 1156 and encodes 348 amino acids. The transcript has 3 exons. The record is from RefSeq and is a predicted model, not a curated record. Gene Ontology annotation, molecular function: G protein-coupled adenosine receptor activity. NCBI's taxonomy places the organism in Eukaryota, Metazoa, Chordata, Actinopteri, Scombriformes, Scombridae. Gene Ontology annotation, biological process: G protein-coupled adenosine receptor signaling pathway. Gene Ontology annotation, cellular component: membrane; dendrite; synapse.
CAAGGAUUAUGUUGGACCUCACUGUGGAAUUCAUUACACCUGUAAACAACCUUCAAGGAAACUUGUACAAUCAAACUUCUCCCGUCUUCUCUGGUCUUCAUCUACAGUGAUGGCUGAAUGGAACUGGGUGGCUUACACAAUACUAGAAGUGCUGAUUGCUGUGGCUUGUUGCCUUGGCAAUACGUUGGUGGUGUGUGCGGUGUGUGUUGGCAUCCGGGAUUCCCUUCGGGAGCCAACGUUCUGCUUCCUGGUUUCCUUGGCAGUGGCAGACUUCCUGGUGGGUGUGGCCGCAGUGCCCCUGGCUAUACUGUUGGAUGGCUGGGUGAAUAUGACCCCUGAUCUGUGCCUGCUUCUCAGCUGUGUGGUGCUUGUGCUGACGCAGGCCUCUGUGCUGUCCCUGCUAGCUAUUGCUGUUGACCGAUACCUUCGGUUACACACGCCGCACAGAUACAAAGCAGUGGCCACACAGCAGCGUACAUGUUUGGCUGUGUCUGUGUGCUGGAUACUUUCAUGUCUGCUGGGGUUCACCCCUCUGUUUGGCUGGCACAACUACUCCACUCUAGCAUCUGAUUCCACAAAUACAUCUUCCCCUUCCUUCAUCUCUCCACCCUGCACCUUCCUCUCUGUUAUCUCGCUUCCUUUCAUGGUGUACUUCAACUUCCUGGGAUGUGUCAUGGCGCCCCUGCUGGUCAUGACUUUCCUCUACAUUCGAAUCUUCUGGAGCCUGCAGCGCCGUUUGAAAGACAGCAGUCCUCAAGCCCAAGCCUCUUUGCUCAGAGAGAGGAGGCUGGCCUGCUCCCUGGCUCUGGUCCUCAUUUUGUUUGGUGGCUGCUGGAUUCCUCUGCACCUGAUGAACUGUCUGCUGCUGUUUCAUGGUCCUAAAGCUGUCACACAGGGGACACUAUAUACAGGUAUUCUCCUGUCUCAUGCCAACUCAGCUGUCAACCCUGUAGUUUAUGCUUACCGCAUCCCAAAGAUCCAACAGGCCUACAGCCAAACAUGGAGUCGCCUGAUGAGGUUAAACUGUUGCCAUGGGGACAAGCGAGUUCGCCGGUCAAUAACGGGCCACAAAUCAUACAGAGAUGACAGAGAUGACGAUCAGGAGGGAAGGCUACAUCCUAACACCACAAAACAAAAAUCCACAGUGAUGUUUUAAGUGAUGUUUGAGAUUUGAGUUUAUGGGAAUUUGUGCCAAAUGUUUUACACACUCAAAUCAAACAAUCAUUUAAUGCUUUAUUACAUACAGUAUAAUCAUGUAGGCUGAGGAAAUGCAGGCACUAGGGUGAGUGUUUGAAUUUGUGAAAUCAGUAUUCGUAGUGUUUGGUUUGAUAUAAAACCUGCACUCUAGGUGUGCCAUGGCGUAUGAUUGACUACCCCAUCUGCAAACUUUAUUCUAGUCAAAGCUAUCUCAUGUGUCUCCACUAGAGGGGUCUCUAUACUAAUAAACUCAAGACUCUGUUGCACACAAACCAUGAAGCCAUCACACAAUCACACUUGGCAACAAACUAUUUCAAGAUCUCAUCUUGGACAACUGAUUUGAAGAAAGUACAACUUUAUUGACAUGUACAUAUUUUUAGGUUAGUCAUGUGACAGGUUCAAUCAGUCAAACAUUAAUCCUUUCCAGCACAUAUACCAUACCUGCUCCUUUUUUGUGAAAUGGAAGAAUAAAGGUGGCAUUUAGACGUGACAGUGUGUUGAAUAUUCACGUGUUCAGUGAGCCCCUCAGGGAAGGCAAUAGACUGUAUAGUUAUCACCUGAGCAGGGUGCAAUCCCACCCACCAAACUAUACAACCUACUACCUCACCCUGACAGAGCCCAAAUUAAAUACACCCCACAUAAUUAACCUGUUCUAGCAGAAACACUGCUUGUCACAGCUCAUUGUGUUGAUUGCUGCAAGCAUAUGUUUUGACUGGAUGGCAUGAUUGCCCAUCUGCAGAUGACAGUCGGUGAGUGGCUGACUCAGCUGUCUCCUUGGGAAAGACAGUAGAUUGUAUAGUUAUCUCAAAAAGAGGUUACAAAACCCCACAACUAUUCAAUCUACUACCUCAGCCCCAAGGACAGCAUCCACGUUGCUUCAGCAUCAAAGAUCCACAAAGGUUAUA